AUGGCCUCUGGGCUUCUCUACAAACGUGGACCGUCCUUGUUAGAUCGAAUGAAAUGGCAAGGAACAUUGGCUUCUAUGCAUUUAGUUAUUCCUUUAGAGAAAAGAGGAGUGUGGAAAGCAGUGGUCACGUCUCUAGCAAAGAAAGAACAAGUAGGAACAGCUCUAACGUAUAGAUGGGCACUAGACCAAGCAGAAAAAGCUGAGAUCCUAGAAAUGACAGAGCUCCCUAAAUGGAAAAUCGCGGGAGAGACUGCAGCGGUUGCGGCUGAAGCAAGGAUGGACGAAGUCGCAAGGAUAAUUAACGAUUGCCUGGAUACUGCAGUAGCACCAGGAGCUCUCCAGAUUUACAAGAGAGUUCGGCGGGACUUCCAGAAGUUUGCGGAGAAAUUUCGGGUUCCCGUUCAGGCGAUCCACAAGUUACGGAACCUCGCCUACCUUAUCGAUAAAGGAAGAACCAGAACAUUGAGCUACAAUUUGGCAGCGUUGACUCACUUCUUUGGUCCUUUACCGACAGUUGACGAUGAAAUCCAACGAGCACUCCUCCGCACAGGAAACAAAAAGAGACCUCCGGUCCGCCACAGGACGAAAGCAACUGGAGAAGAUGUGGAAAAAGUGGCUGGUUCCCUGUAUACACCCACGAAGGAUACGAUUGGUUCUUCAUUCGAUCCCACUUUUGAUGUACAGUACCUGCCUUACCAGGACACCGGCCUACCGAAGAAGUAUUUCAUGGUAGAGGAGGAACAACAGGAACUUCUCCAACUCUUUCGGUUCUGCCCACAGUGUGAAGAUUCCCGGCGGAAACACUGUGCGACUUCUCCAGCAAGGGACCGCAUUUGUCGUACACUUUCUCUGGACGAGAUGUUCUCAAGAAGGAGACCAGACGAAGCGUUGGGAAAGACAGAAGCGUGCUACUCCCAACGACAGGAUGUACAAGGGCAAUGUUGUGGCUGCAGUUGCAGCGAUAACAACAGGACUUCGACCGUCGAAUUGGAGCGGUGGGCGAAACAGUUUGGAUUGGCUCUGUUUUCGAAGUCCACCUUUUGGAGGUACUUCGGGAGGACCAAACCAGCUCUUGAGGAAGUGUAUGGACGUCAUCAGUCUGAGGUGUUGUCGAAAGUACGAGAACAUAACAAGGAUGGCUUGGAUCUCGCAGCCGACGGAGCUUAUGACAGCAGAGGUUACUCUGCUCUCAUCGGCAAAGUUCCGGUGUGUGACCUUGAAACAAAGCUCGUUCUUCACACUGAAGUUCUGCACAGGACGGAAAAUACCGGGGAAUGUCAGUGGAAGGAUGGAGAUUGA
Molecule: messenger RNA, 1299 nt
Organism: Necator americanus (New World hookworm)
Lineage: Eukaryota; Metazoa; Nematoda; Chromadorea; Rhabditida; Ancylostomatidae
Exons: 5
Coding region: 1-1299 (432 amino acids)
Source: RefSeq, a predicted model, not a curated record